AUGUUGGGGGCAAACGGCGCGCAUUUUGUGAGGGGAGAAUGGGAUGACGCACUGCCGGCCUUUGAGAUGGAGAUGGGAAGGAACGACGAGAAGCGGCGCCUGCUGACGGAACACUCGCCGAACCUAGUUGGUGGGGAAGGGAAGGAGGGGCCGGCGCAUCCCAAUUCAAGCACACCUUCCUCGUGGCGCCGAAUCGAAUACACGCUGGACUGA
This is a messenger RNA of Colletotrichum costaricense, 213 nucleotides long. RefSeq lists its product as uncharacterized. The record is from RefSeq and is a predicted model, not a curated record. The transcript has a single exon. Bases 1 to 213 code for a protein of 70 amino acids. Lineage: Eukaryota; Fungi; Ascomycota; Sordariomycetes; Glomerellales; Glomerellaceae.